AAGGCAGGAUUGCGCAACUCCGCUCUUUUCUUCAUCCUCCUUGGGGAUAAUAACAACGAGCCAGCUGUCGUUUCCUCUGUUAUUUAGGACAGAAGGCGUGCACAUAUAAGUAAACCAAGCACCCUGCAGAUUAAAGCAUGUGUAGUAGUAUUCUUGUGUGUUUAAAAACUACAUAAAAAGUGUGCUUUUAUAUACUUUUACACACGUUUACAACUAGAUAAGUCCAAUCUGAAUCCCCCACUGCAGCCGUACAUCUAUUAAAACUACAUUAAACUUAAUUAUAAACAUAAUUUACAAAUUCACUGAGCCGCUUUCUAACCACACACACACACACACACAUACUCACUCACACACUCACUCACACCACCCCUCUGUGGCCAGUGCGUGCGUAAUGGGGCUUGGAGCGCGUAAGCACGUAAACAAAAGCACAUUGUCGGUGCCACUGGCAGCCAGUCUGCAAAGCCAAAGAGUGGCUGAAGUGAACAGUCAUUUCCAUCGCUCCGUCCAUACAGCCAGAGAGCUUCAGAAGAUCCACGAGCAGCAACACAGUAGGGAUGGGAUUACUCACCAGCGUCCUCCCGCACUGGAUCCACAUCUAAGGUAGUGGAAAUGUUACUCUUUUGAGUUUAAAUGGGGGGACUGGGCUCGCUAACAAAUUAUCUGUUGUUUCUGUUUCGUGCCAGGAGACGUUUGGGGCACAAUAGGAGGCUGUGGAAAAUCAAUUGUAAGUGAUCAUGCCGUGCGUCCAGACCCAGUGCGGCUCGUCGCCUCAAGGAGCCAGCCCAGCCUCCCAGAGCUCCGGCGGAGAGCGCAGCUGCGACUUCCUCACUCCGGAGUUUGUCAAGUUCAGCAUGGAUCUUACUAACAGUGAAGUGUCGGCUGGAGCCUCGGGCCCCACCUUCGGCCCCCUGGCGGACUCUUACGGCUCUGGGUACGACGUAAAGCCCCCGUGUCUGUUUCAGAUGCAGGUCCAGGGGGAGCUGCCGUGCGUCAAGGUGGAGGAUGCGCACGGGUGCCCGCGCUAUCAGCCGAAUCAGCACCCAGCGCACCAGUCAGACGAGCUCCUUUCUUCCCCGAGCCCCGUUUAUUACUACCGCUCCCCCUCCCCGCACUCCUCCCUCACGCCCAACUUCCAGCUUCCGUCGGGACACAUUUGGGAGGACUCCGGCUCCCUGUACAGCUUUCGGCAGGACUAUUUGGCGGCGCACAGGAAAAACGCGCUGUCCAGGUUUUCCCUGCUGUCCCUAAAACACGCGCAACACGACGGCCAGAGUUUGUCCACGUGCCAGGUGAAGUUUGACGGAGCUCUGGCGCACCAGCAGCUGGAAACACCCACCGUUUUGGGCUCCACCGGCCUGGGCAAACAGAGCGGUGUUGGAUUUGCUCACCCACUCCAUCUCGCGCACGGCCACCACUUUAUGGAAUACCAGACUUCUUCUGCGCCCGGCCGAGGACCGCUGAGCUCAGAGGGGGUGUGCGCGGUAUGCGGGGAUAACGCAGCCUGCCAGCACUACGGAGUGCGCACCUGCGAGGGCUGCAAGGGGUUCUUCAAGCGCACAGUGCAAAAAAAUGCCAAGUAUGUGUGCUUGGCUGCCAAAAGCUGCCCUGUGGACAAACGCAGAAGGAACCGAUGCCAAUAUUGCCGUUUCCAGAAGUGCCUCGCAGUGGGAAUGGUCAAAGAAGUGGUGAGGACAGACAGCCUGAAAGGUCGAAGAGGUCGCUUGCCGUCCAAACCCAGAGCUCUUCCAGACGCCUCCUCACCUGGCAGCGCCCUCCUGAGCGCCCUCAUCAGGGCGCAUGUGGAGUCCAAUCCUCCACCUUCUCGCCUGGACUACUCCAAAUUUAAAGAGAAUCCAGGAAGUCCCCCAGGAGACGAUGCUCAGCAUGUCCGCCAGUUUUAUGACCUCCUGACCAGAUCGAUAGAGGUUAUUCGGGGUUGGGCGCAGAAGAUCCCGGGUUUCACCUCUCUACCUAAACAUGACCAAGACCUUCUCUUCUACUCUGCCUUCCUGGAACUUUUUGUUUUACGGUUGUCGUACAGAUCCAACCCAGAAGAAGGGAAACUGAUCUUCUGUGACGGGUCAGUGUGGCACCGGCUCCAGUGUCUGCGGGGCUUUGGCGAAUGGAUUGACAGCAUUGUUGAAUUUUCUGCCAAUCUGCAGAGGAUGAACUUGGACGUCUCCACCUUCUCCUGUAUAUGCACCCUCGCCCUGGUCACCGAGCGGCAUGGACUGAAGGAGCCAAAGAAAGUUGAGGAGCUACAGAGCAGCGUGGUCAGGUGCUUGAAGGACGGUGGGACAAGCGCGGAUGGAGGCUCGAGCUGUUGGUCCAAUCAUUUGUCCAGACUUUUGGAAAAGCUGCCGGAACUUCGCACUCUGUGCAUCCAGGGCCUGCAGAGGAUUUUCUACCUGAAGCUGGAGGAUCUGGUGCCGCCACCAGCCAUCAUAGAUAAGUUAUUCCUCGACACGUUGCCAUUUUAGAGACAAGAAAGGACACACACGGGGACGGUUUUCUGUGGUUUUCUCGCCGAGGACACUGUAAGACCCCUUUUGCUUUGUUCCCGAUAAUAAUUGCUGACUAUCUGGAUGUUGUGUGCAAAAAAAUAAGAAACAAAAACAUUUUUAAAAAGUUAUACCGAACCAGAAGAUCACAUUGGGAUGAGAACAAGUGAAAUGAGAAGCGGAAGCAAUUUAAUCCAAGAAUUGUGACCACUUAAUUUCUAAAUAUAACUUCACUGAAGCAUGCUGAUGACUUUGAAAAAAAGGAUUAAUUUCAUUGCAAGACUGAAAUAAGCUUUUCCUACCAUUAUUACUCUGUACAGCGUGAUUUAAUGAGCCCGUCAGGCCAAAAUUAUGGACUGCAAGUGACUCAGACGACUUUAUUUUACGCUUUCUCCUGCUUCUCAUUGUGUACAAAGGCAUUUUGAUACGAGACAAGGCGUCCCAUCAUGUUUAUUAGUGAUUAAUAAUAUUCAUUAACCUCUGUUGUCUUCUCAGAGUAAGAUGUCAUUGUCCACACUUUCAUAAAUAAAAGACUAAAUGAAGUUACACUGGCUGGACUGCUGGGCCUUCUAUCAUUUAUUUGAAACUAUGGUUGGACAUUUGAUUUUUAAUCGCAGGAAAUGCAGAGUCCCUUUAAAAAUGUUAUACUGAAUUUAAUAACAAUUCUAAUUACAAUAUAUAACAUUUAAUUCAACUUUCUAACACCUACUGUUGUAAAAACGCAUUCUUAAAGAGAUUCAAUUA
Messenger RNA from Haplochromis burtoni (Burton's mouthbrooder), 3245 nucleotides. RefSeq names its product nuclear receptor subfamily 4 group A member 2. Gene Ontology annotation, cellular component: nucleus; transcription regulator complex. The record is from RefSeq and is a predicted model, not a curated record. Gene Ontology annotation, biological process: cellular response to corticotropin-releasing hormone stimulus; central nervous system neuron differentiation; dopaminergic neuron differentiation. Gene Ontology annotation, molecular function: zinc ion binding; RNA polymerase II cis-regulatory region sequence-specific DNA binding; nuclear receptor activity. The transcript is spliced from 7 exons. Bases 735 to 2480 code for a protein of 581 amino acids. NCBI's taxonomy places the organism in Eukaryota, Metazoa, Chordata, Actinopteri, Cichliformes, Cichlidae.